CUCUCCCUCCGCCUCCUCCUCCUCCUCCUCCCCCUCCUCCUCCUCCGGCCACCUCGCCCCCUCCCUGCCGCCGCUCCCGAGCACUCGCCGCGCCGUCCCGGGACGCGCUCGUCCGCCCCAUCCUCGCUUCCUGCCCGCCCGCCCGCCCGCCGCGCUCGGCGCUCGCCCCUCGCCCCCGCGCGGGACCCCCGGCCCCGGCUCCAGCCUCGCGGCGCCCGGGGAAGGGAGGAGGAGACGGGCGAGCGCGCCCACCGCCGCCCCGGGAAGAUGAACAACGGCGGCAAAGCCGAGAAGGAGAGCACGCCGAGCGAGGCCAGCCUGCAGGAGGAGGAGGUCCGGACUCUGUUUGUCAGUGGUCUUCCCUUCGACAUCAAGCCUCGGGAGCUCUAUCUGCUUUUCAGACCAUUUAAGGGAUACGAGGGUUCUCUUAUAAAGCUUACAUCUAAGCAGCCCGUAGGUUUUGUCAGUUUUGACAGUCGCUCAGAAGCAGAAGCUGCAAAGAAUGCUUUGAAUGGCAUCCGUUUUGAUCCUGAAAUUCCACAAACACUGCGACUAGAGUUUGCUAAGGCGAACACGAAGAUGGCCAAGAACAAACUAGUAGGGACACCAAACCCCAGUACUCCUCUGCCUAACACUGUACCUCAGUUCAUUGCCAGAGAGCCAUAUGAGCUCACAGUGCCUGCACUUUACCCCAGUAGCCCUGAAGUGUGGGCCCCGUACCCUCUGUACCCGGCGGAGUUAGCGCCUGCUCUACCGCCUCCUGCUUUCACCUACCCCGCUUCACUGCAUGCCCAGUGUUUCUCUCCUGAGGCAAAGCCCAACACACCUGUGUUUUGUCCACUUCUCCAGCAAAUUAGAUUUGUCUCUGGGAAUGUGUUUGUAACGUAUCAGCCUACUGCAGACCAGCAGAGGGAGCUCCCAUGUUGAAUUUGCCACUAGCUAUCCGCCCCGCCCCGCCCCGCCCCACCCCCCUUUUUUGUUGUUUUGCAAAAAACAAACAACCAAAAAGAAAAAAAAAAGCAAACUAUUUCUUGGCAACA
Molecule: messenger RNA, 1040 nt
Organism: Sorex fumeus (smoky shrew)
Lineage: Eukaryota; Metazoa; Chordata; Mammalia; Eulipotyphla; Soricidae
Gene: RBPMS
Product: RNA binding protein, mRNA processing factor
Exons: 7
Coding region: 268-927 (219 amino acids)
Molecular function (GO): mRNA binding
Source: RefSeq, a predicted model, not a curated record